Molecule: messenger RNA, 2519 nt
Organism: Diprion similis
Lineage: Eukaryota; Metazoa; Arthropoda; Insecta; Hymenoptera; Diprionidae
Gene: E(z)
Product: histone-lysine N-methyltransferase E(z)
Exons: 12
Coding region: 65-2389 (774 amino acids)
Biological process (GO): chromatin remodeling
Molecular function (GO): histone H3K27 methyltransferase activity; protein binding
Source: RefSeq, a predicted model, not a curated record
AAGAAAGAAGAAUUAUCAUUCAUUGCAGGACGAUCUUUGAUGGGAUGUCCAGUAGGUGAAUGAAAUGUCGAAAGCCAAAGUCUCGACUGAGUGGAAGAAGCGUGUAAAGUCGGAGUAUAUGCGCUUGCGACAAUUGAAGCGUUACAAGCGCGCUGAUGAAGUGAAAAUAGCAUGGAAUCAGAAUCGCAAAAUUAUGACAGAGUUCCUCGUUAUAGAGCAGAAACGGUGGGCAGAUGGAAAGGCUCUAUGGCUGGCGAUGCAAGAGGUUCCACCCCAUGUCUCAUGCAUGAAGAAAGCAGAGGUUUCAAGCUCUGAUGGAGAUAUUCAAACGUGUCCAGUAAAAAUCAUAAAUGCUGUAACUCCCAUACCGACCAUGUAUACUUGGGCGCCGAUCCAACAAAAUUUUAUGGUCGAAGAUGAGACUGUUUUACACAAUAUUCCAUACAUGGGUGACGAAAUACUUGAUCAAGACGGUACAUUUAUCGAAGAGUUGAUCAAAAAUUAUGACGGAAAGGUCCAUGGUGAUCGAGAGUCUGGUUUUAUGGAUGACUCUAUAUUCGUUGAUUUGGUAAAUGCUUUGAUGCUAUACGAGAAAGAUGACAGAGAUAAGGAACCACCUAAGAAAGGUAAAGAAUCCGCAAAAGAUAAGGAAAGCUCAAAAGAUGAUGAUUGCGAAAUAACAGAGUUGGAAUGUAUGAAAAUUGAAGUGAAACUGGAAAAAAUUGACGAGGAUUCAAAAGAUUCUAGGGACAAAGAAUCCUUGACUACACCUUUUCCUUCGAUGCACAUAUUCAACGCUAUAUCAAGCAUGUUUCCCGACAAAGGUAGACCCGAGGAGCUACGAGAAAAGUACAUCGAGCUUACCGAAAGAUCUGAUCCAAAUGCAUUACCUCCAGAAUGUACGCCAAACAUAGACGGUGUUAAUGCUAAAAGCGUUCCUAGAGAACAAACAAUGCAUUCCUUUCAUACGUUAUUUUGUAGAAGGUGUUUUAAAUAUGAUUGUUUUCUACAUCCAGCCAAGGGAAUCUCCCCGCAAGGACUUCAAGUCUGUCAUCCCGGGCCGAAUUUGCAAAAGAGGAAGGGGCCUGAUCUGAAGCCAUUUGCAGAACCUUGUGGACCCGAAUGUUACAUGCAUUUGGAAGGUAUGAAAGAAAAAUUAGCAGCUCAAGCUGCAAAUGUGAAAGAUGAAGAAGGAGAUGAAAAGAGGGGCGGUCCCAGAAAAGUUAGAAAGCAAGCAAGUGUCGAUUCGGGCAAUGAAGCCAGCAGUGAAGACAGUAACGAUAGCAAUAAAUACAGCCAAGGUGGAAGUUGCCAAGAUUUUAAACAGAACUUGAACAAGGAAGCGAAACCUUCGAUAUCCGAAAGUCAAGUGCAGCCUGAAAACCAAACGCCGUUCACGCUGUUGGGCUUCGAUAAGGCGUCUGAACAACAAAACGAGUUUUCUUGGACAGGUUCGGAACAGAGCUUGUUUCGCGGUUUGCAUAAAGCGUUUCCUGGUAAUCCAUGCGCGUUGGCACAGAUUAUGUUGACUAAAACAUGCCAGCAGGUGUAUCGGUUUGCACAAAAGGAAGCCUCUGAUAUCCCAGCUGUUGAAAGUCUCAAAGAUUUCACGCCACCUCGAAAGAAGAAGAAGAAACAUCGCCUCUGGUCGAUGCAUUGCAGGAAAAUUCAGUUGAAAAAAGAUUCUGGUGCAAAUCAUGUGCAUAAUUUUGCCCCCUGUGAUCAUCCAGGACGUCAGUGUGAUAAUUCAUGUCCUUGCAUCCAGGCCCAAAAUUUUUGCGAAAAAUUCUGUCAGUGUAGCAGCGAUUGUCAGAAUAGAUUCCCUGGAUGCAGAUGUAAAGCGCAAUGCAAUACCAAGCAAUGUCCCUGCUAUUUGGCGGUCAGAGAGUGUGAUCCCGAUUUAUGCCAGACUUGUGGUGCAGAUCAAUUCCACAUCACUAAAAUUUCUUGCAAAAAUGUUAGUGUUCAACGCGGAUUGCACAAGCACCUCUUAAUGGCACCUUCGGAUGUUGCUGGUUGGGGAAUAUUUUUGAAAGAAUCUGCUGCCAAGAAUGAGUUCAUAUCAGAAUAUUGUGGUGAAAUAAUAAGUCAAGAUGAAGCUGAUAGGCGAGGAAAAGUCUACGACAAAUACAUGUGCAGCUUUCUAUUCAACCUCAAUAACGAUUUCGUAGUAGAUGCAACUCGGAAAGGGAACAAAAUACGAUUUGCAAACCAUUCCAUAAAUCCAAACUGUUAUGCCAAAGUUAUGAUGGUUAAUGGUGAUCAUAGAAUUGGAAUCUUUGCGAAGAGAGCGAUACAACCUGGCGAAGAAUUGUUCUUUGAUUACAGAUACGGACCGACAGAGCAGCUCAAGUUUGUUGGAAUUGAACGUGAAAUGGAAUUUUUAUAGCAAACAGUUGUUACCUGUGAAAAUAAGUAAUUCUUGAAACAAUUUUGAGAUAAUUGUUUUUUUUUCGACUGGAGUGAUAAUGCGAAAAAUGUAAACUGUUAUAAUUCACGGUUAAAAACCCGUUUUCAAU